Indicator indicator is the source of this 1584-nucleotide messenger RNA. RefSeq names its product netrin G2 (gene NTNG2). The record is from RefSeq and is a predicted model, not a curated record. The coding region runs from base 1 to 1584 and encodes 527 amino acids. The transcript has 7 exons. Lineage: Eukaryota; Metazoa; Chordata; Aves; Piciformes; Indicatoridae.
AUGCUCUACCUGGCUGCCCUCCUCUUGCACUGUCUCCCCUUGGCCAUGGGACAGUAUGACAUUUGCAAGUCCUGGGUGACCACAGAUGAUGGCCCAUCAUGGGAGUUCUAUGCUUGUCAGCCCAAGGCCAUGAGGAUGAAGGAUUAUGUGACGGUCCGGGUGGACCCGGCAGGAAUCACCUGUGGGGACCCUCCGGAGAGAUUCUGCACCCAUGAGAACCCCUACCUGUGCAGUGACGAGUGCGACGCCUCCAACCCGGACCUGGCUCACCCGCCCAGGCUGAUGUUCGACAGCGAGGCCGAAGGGCUGGCCACCUACUGGCAGAGCGUGACCUGGCGCCGCUACCCGGAGCCGCUGCUGGCCAACAUCACCCUGUCCUGGAACAAGAGCAUCGAGCUGACGGACGACAUCGUUAUCACCUUCGAGUACGGCCGCCCCACCGCCAUGAUGCUGGAGAAGUCUCUGGACAACGGCAGGACUUGGCACCCCUACCAGUACUACGCCGACGACUGCAUGGAGGCCUUCGGCAUGCCGGCGCGCAGGGUCCGCGACCUCUCCGCCAGCAGCGCCAACAGGGUGCUGUGCACCGAGGAGUUCUCGCGCUGGGCGGGCUCCAAGAAGGAGAAGAACGUCCACUUCCAGGUGCGCGACCGCUUCGCCAUCUUCGCCGGCCCCGACCUCAAGAACAUGGACAACCUCUACACCCGGCUGGAGAGCGCCAAGGGCCUGAAGGACUUCUUCACCGUCACCGACCUGCGGAUGAGGCUGCUGAGGCCGGCCCUGGGGGGCACCUACGUGCAGAGGGAGAACUUGUACAAGUACUUCUACGCCGUCUCCAACAUCGAGGUCACCGGCAGGUGUAAGUGCAACCUCCAUGCCAACCUGUGCACCUUCAGAGAGGGCAGCCUGCAGUGUGAGUGUGAGCACAACACCACGGGGCAGGACUGUGGCAAGUGCAAGAAGAACUUUCGCUCCAGGUCCUGGCGAGCAGGCUCCUACCUGCCCCUCCCCAACGGCUCCCCCAAUGCAUGUGCAGCUGCAGGUUCAGCCUUUGGCAACUGCGAGUGCUACGGACACUCCAACCGCUGCAGCUACAUCGACUUCCUCAACGUGGUGACCUGCGUCAGCUGCAAGCACAACACCCGGGGCCAGCACUGCCAGCACUGCCGCCUGGGCUUCUACCGCAACAGCUCCGCCGAGCUGGACGACGAGAAUGUCUGCAUAGAAUGUAACUGCAACCAGAUGGGCUCCAUGCACGACCGCUGCAACGAGACCGGCUACUGUGAGUGCAGGGAGGGAGCCACGGGGCCCAAGUGUGACGACUGCUUGCCCAACUACUACUGGAGACAGGGCUGCUUCCCCAACGUCUGCGACGACGAACUGCUGCUCUGCCAGAACGGGGGCACCUGCUACCAGAACCAGCGCUGCAUCUGCCCCGUGGGCUUCAAGGGGGUCCUGUGCCAGCAGUCUCGCUGCGAGGCCGACAAGAAGGACUGCGACGGUGCUUACGGCGCCCGCGGCAGCCCCAGCGCUGUCCUCCUGGCGGUGCUGGCUCUCCAGCUGCGUGCCUGGGUGGAUCUUUGA